Messenger RNA from Mercenaria mercenaria, 797 nucleotides. RefSeq lists its product as uncharacterized. NCBI's taxonomy places the organism in Eukaryota, Metazoa, Mollusca, Bivalvia, Venerida, Veneridae. Bases 1 to 783 code for a protein of 260 amino acids. The record is from RefSeq and is a predicted model, not a curated record. The transcript is spliced from 6 exons.
AUGAGGAUCAUCAAUAAAAUACUUAUAUACGUUUAUAUUCAGAGUGAACUCUGUGGCAGCGGACGCAGUCUUGGCUGUCGUUCGAUGUCUCAAAGAUUACGGUCUCGACACGGAAUGUCUGUUGGAAGAAACAUGGUUCUUCAUCAGAUGAGAUUGUUGGAUCCAGAGGGUGUUGAAGCCAGACGCAGACAUAGACUCAUUAGAAGAAAAUAUCGCAACAAAGGUCCAAACUCUUUAGCUCACAUGGAUGGAUAUGACAAGAUAAAGCGCUAUGGGCUGGCAAUACAUGGUGCCACAGAUGGGAACUCCCGGAGAGUUUUAUGGUUAAAAGUGAAUAGAACAAAUAAUGACCCUAAGGUGGUGGCAUCAUAUUUCCUUGAGGUUGUAACAGAAGCAAAAGGAGCACAAAGAUGCAUCAGAAUGGAUGCAGGCAGCGAGAAUGGUGUUGUAGCUAACAUGCAGAAGUCCUUCCGGUGGUUCCACGGGGAUGAGAUGGCAGGGGCGAAAAGUGUACUAAUUGGGAGUUCACCUUCAAACCAGAGGAUAGAGUGUUGGUGGAGGAGACUUCAUGCGAUGUGCAUUGCAGCAUGGCAAGAUAUUCUUGGUGACUUGGAAAGCAGAGGGAUAUUUUCUGCCGCAAAUAACCUUCACAUAGAAUGUGUAAGAUUUUGCUUCACACAAAUAAUACAACAUGAGCUGGAUCUGUGCCGACAAGAAUGGAACGAUCAUCAAAUCAGACGUCAGAAUGGGGAUGAAGUCCAUGGCAAGCCAGAAAUCCUCUAAUACCAUCCAGACUU